Achroia grisella is the source of this 3479-nucleotide messenger RNA. RefSeq names its product band 4.1-like protein 5. The transcript has 2 exons. NCBI's taxonomy places the organism in Eukaryota, Metazoa, Arthropoda, Insecta, Lepidoptera, Pyralidae. Gene Ontology annotation, molecular function: cytoskeletal protein binding. Gene Ontology annotation, cellular component: cytoskeleton. The record is from RefSeq and is a predicted model, not a curated record. The coding region runs from base 575 to 2584 and encodes 669 amino acids.
UAAAAUAUAUUAAUAUUUACAUAAAUUAUAAUAAUUAAAAUUAAAACCAUUAAAAAUGGCGAGAUCGGGUGAUAGUAAUGAAGACCACAUAACAAGACUAGUAGAUAAUGAAUCGUAUAAUACCUGGAAGUUCGAGAUCAAAAUAAUACUAAAAGCCAAAGGAUUAUUUGAAAUAAUAACAAGCAAUAAUUGAAAAAAGAUGGCGACUGGGAAAGAAAAGAUGCUGAAGCUCAGGCUGUUAUAAUUACAUCUAUUGAUAAAAAAACAUGUACAACACUUAUUAAAUAAUGAAACACUUAUUAAAAAGAUAUGUUCGACAAUCUUUGUAGUUUAUAUGAUGGUUCAGAAGAAGAAGAACGUAAUAAUGAGUAACUUAGGCUACUUUUAUUUUACAAAAAAUAAAGUUAAUUCCCACGCGGACGAAGGAAGUCGUGAGUACAGCUAGUAGUCAAAUAAAACAUAAAUCCAUGUAGUUCUCAAGUAUAACAAAGCAACUUUAAACCAUCUGUGAAACUACAAUACUCUGUGCUCAGUUUGCUUCUCAAUUUAGUUCUCUGUCUCUACAGAACGCAAGAUGUUGCGGUUCCUCAGUAGAAGAGGAAGAUCUUCGAGCCAGAACCGUAACAAACAAGGUCAGAAGACUUUAAUAAAUAAAAACCUUAUACAAUGCAAGGUCAUGUUGCUUGAUGAUACUGAUUUAUCUAUAAAUUUAUCAAAAAAAGCUAGUGCUGGAGAUCUCUAUGAACAAGUCUUUUAUUCAUUAGAUUUGAUAGAAAAAGAUUAUUUUGGCUUGCAGUUCACUGACACAAAUAAUGUCAAACAUUGGCUUGAUCCAACAAAAACUAUUAAAAAACAAGUAAAAAUUGGACCCCCAUAUACUUUAAGAUUAAAAGUAAAAUUUUAUUCUUCUGAACCCAAUAAUCUACGUGAAGAAUUGACUAGAUAUCAAUUCUUUUUGCAAUUGAAAAAAGACAUUCUUGAAAGUAAAUUGGAGUGUCCUCACUCAACUGCUGUUGAGUUAGCUGCUUUAGCUUUACAGUCAGAGCUGGGCGAUUUUGAUGAAAGUAUCCAUACACCAGCAACUGUGUCUGAGUUCAGAUUUGUACCAAACCAAACCGAGGAAAUGGAGAUUGAAAUUUUGGAGGAGUAUAAGAAAUAUAAAGGCCUUACUCCAGCACAAGCUGAAGUAAAUUAUCUAAAUAAAGCUAAGUGGCUUGAAAUGUAUGGUGUUGACAUGCAUAUUGUUUUGGGCAAAGACGGAUGUGAAUAUCAUUUGGGAUUGACGCCAACUGGUAUAUUAGUGUUUGAAGGCCCUCAAAAAAUAGGUCUCUUUUUCUGGCCGAAAAUAAGCAAAUUAGAUUUUAAAAAGAAGAAAUUGACCCUGGUGGUUGUUGAAGAUGAUGAUCAAGGUCGGGAACAAGAGCACACUUUUGUUUUCCGUUUACAUAAUGAAAAAGCUUGCAAACACUUAUGGAAAUGUGCUGUUGAACAUCACACUUUCUUCCGCUUGCGAGCACCAGUUAAAGGACCAUCAGCUAGACAAAACUUCUUUAGAAUGGGAUCACGAUUUCAAUAUUCUGGAAAAACUGAAUAUCAAACUACUCAGCAAAAUCGUGCUAGACGUACUGUGCAAUUUGAAAGACGACCAAGUCAACGUUUUGCUCGACGGCAAAGCCAUGUAUUAAGAGAACGUGAAAAGCAAAAUAAUUCAAAAACUGAGACAAAUUCUCCACCUGAGGCACCGAGUGAAAUUCCUAGCACGUCAGCUGAAGUACCUGAUAUUAACGCUGACACCUUAUCGAGAAAGAGUAGUGCAAAAUCACAAAGAUCAUCUGUAGUGGAAAGUGAAGUAAAAGUACUCGAGGUUGGUGAACCAUCAACAAAAAAUGUUAUCAAUGAUGAACCUUCUGAAGAAGUAUUAGUGUCUAAAGAUGAUGCCAUAAGCAAUAAAGUAUUAUUUAAAGUUGAAAAGGCUGCAGUAGAAGAAAAGAGAAAUAAUCUAACUCAAUUAGUUCUUAAUAAAACACCAUGUAGUUGUUCACCUGUUACGGAAUCGAAUCCACUCAAUGAUCUUCUUAUGAGUUUAGUUAAAGAAAAAUUAAAUAGUGAUGAUUCUAAAAAUGAAGUGAAACGAGAUCAGUUGGAUUCUGUUAGUGACAUGGAAGUACCUAACAAUCAAGCAAAAUGCUACUUGUCGUCAACUAAAGCUCUUCCUCCUGGUCAAUUAAAAUGUAAUAAUAUACUGAAGGCUCGAGAAAACGAAGUAAAGAUAAUCAAUGAAUCUACAAAUAUUAAUGUUCCUGUUCCAUCUACGCCAUCACCAAAAAUUUUGAACGAACCGUUAGCUUCAAACCCUAUAAAUUCUCAGUAUGUAUCGAUUGUUGUAGUUGAACCGCCACUUACUCAAACAAAACUAGCAUCUCCAAAACCUGUGGAGAGAAAGGAAGAUACAACACCGAAAUCGCAACCUAUAUCGUCUUUAUCGCCGUGGCUUGUAACUUCCGAACCAAGCUCUCCAUCUGGUAUUGGAGAAAAAGAAAUUACAAUCAUUCAUCGCAAAUCUGUUAUUACAACGCAACUUUAGCUUUGUUUUAGUAAAAUAAUUGUACUUAAACGAGUAUAUGAAUACUAAUAUUAUUAUAUUGUUCUGAUAAACAUCUUGUAUUUUGGACAAGGUUUACAGUUAAUUGCAAAUUUUAUCUUAAAUUUCCAUAAGCUCGAUAAAAAUACUCAAAUGUACUUUUUGUCCAAUAAAUUUAUAUUGGAUUAGUACUAUUAACUGUACUUGCUGUAUUCAUGAUUUCGAUAAAUAUAUAUAAGAUGGGUUUAAUAUUUACGAAUAAGGAUAUAUUAUGAUGGGAGGUAUUAGCAUAAAUUGCAAUACCAGCCAUUGUUCAUGGCUGGUAUUGCAAUUUAUAAGAACAUUUUUUAUGAUAGGUCCAUAUAUAAUACCUUUUUUUCACCGUUAUCUGUUGGUAACAUACUACGCUCUGAAGUCUAUAUAGGACUUAUAAUUUCGCUUUGAAGUUUCGUAAGAAACCUAAAGUGAGAUGAAUCAAAUGCGAUUGGAAAGUUUUCAUUAUAAUGUUAGAUAUUUCAUAGGGAUAACCUGUAAUUAAUAUAUUAUUCAAUUAUUUUUUAUAAUUAAUUUUUCUAUUUUACAACAAGAACUUUAGUAUUAGAUAAUUACGAAUAGUAUUUCUAUGUGAGUGGACCAACUCAAAACUACUAUUACAAAACAUCUUCUGUAAUAAAUUUGGACAUUAAAUAUUAUACUACUUUGACAUUGAUAUAAAAUUAAUCUUUUUUAGUUUUGAUAAAUGUACAUCUCUUUUAAAAUACACUGUCAUUGAUAUGACGCAUGAAUUUAUGUAACUUGAUCGUAAUGUCCAGAUAACUUAUUACACAUGGCAAUUCACAGUAGAACUGUUAGGUUUCUAGACUAAUACAAACGGUGAUUAUGCAAAUAAUGGCUAUAU